GUGGCGGGGAGUAACGUUACGUCCAGCACAAAUCUGACGGGGUGGAGGCUCUAAUGUGGGAGUCCGGACCUGCUACCAGACUUGGUUAUCUGACGAGGAACCGGAACAACGCUUAGUCAGUCUGACCUCAUUGAGAAAUUUUCGCCUACAGUCUUGGAUUUUUCUCUUUUUGCCUACAUUUUCCAACGGAGGCCGCAGAAGCCUCGGUCUAGAUUUGGCUACACACCGAGCCGAGUGCAGGAGGACAUCUGCGGGAUUGUUUGGAAAGUCUCGUGAAAUGUGUUUGCCUGAAUUUGACGGUUUGAAGUUGUAACCUGUUUAUUUUGUAGAGUCAUUUGUGUUUACACGACAGCGAAAACUGUAAUUAAUGCGGAGUAGUAAAAAAAAGUUACAAGCUAACUAGCUAGCUUGCAAUAAUGCUAGUUAGCUACCUAGCAGCGAAACUCCGGCAGGUUGAAUGAAUGAAUGAAUGAAUGAAUCGGCGUCCCACUGCAUUUAACUAACAAGUGCUUGCUGUUAUUACAAGAACACGUCGAGUAUUUCAUGAGACGACACGGGUUUACUACAACAGGGUGAGCCUGUGUGGCUAACUCUUUGACUGUUACAUCCCCUCAAAUGGACAGGAAUGCCAUUCCAGGGAGUUGGUGGACAGCGGCGAUUUACCACGCAGAGAUAGUGUUGUGCUAAUACUGACAAAAGCCUGGUAAUGUUUAUGAAGCUGGGGGAAGCUAAUUUUAGCUAGCCACAAAUAUUUGCACUGCUUGGACUUGGCUGCGAUAGUGUGAAGCUUACGCCCGGUUUGGUAUGGGGAAUACGGUGUCAUGCUGCGUCUCUCCCGAGUCGAGCCCCAAACUCCCGUCGAGACAACCGGCGGAGCGGCUGGAGGAGUUCCAGACCAGCACCGAAGUGAGCGAUGACAACACCGUGCCCUACCUGCAGCACAUAAGCGACAGAGAGGUCCCUGAUGAGCUGGCUCUGGAGUCUAACCCGUCUGACCACGCCCGAGCAAGCACCAUCUUCCUUAGCAAGUCCCAGACAGACGUACGAGACAAGAGGAAAAGCAACCACAUAAAUCAUAUCAGUCAUGUAUCUCCUGGUCCACUGUCAAAGAAAUACAGCUCCUGCUCCACAAUCUUUAUAGACGACAACACCGUCAGCCAGCCAAACCUCAAAAGCACAAUCAAAUGUGUCACAUUAGCAAUAUAUUACCACAUCAAAAACAGGGACUCAGACAGGUCACUGGACAUCUUUGAUGAGAAGUUGCACCCCUUAUCAAGAGAGCCAGUGCCAGAGGACUACUCCCGUGUCGACCCAGAACACAAACUGAUCUACCGCUUCGUCAGAACACUCUUCAGUGCUGCACAGCUGACCGCAGAAUGUGCCAUCGUCACUCUAGUAUACUUGGAACGCCUGCUGACCUACGCCGAGCUGGAUAUCUGCCCCGCCAACUGGAAACGCAUCGUCCUGGGAGCCAUCUUGUUGGCUUCCAAAGUCUGGGACGACCAGGCUGUGUGGAACGUCGACUACUGCCAGAUCCUUAAAGACAUCACCGUGGAGGACAUGAAUGAGAUGGAACGCCACUUCCUGGAACUUCUUCAGUUUAAUAUCAACGUGCCAGCCAGUGUCUACGCCAAGUACUACUUUGAUCUGCGUCAGCUGGCCGAUGACAACAACCUCAGCUUCCCCCUGGAGCCUCUCAACAACCAACGCGCCCAGAAACUAGAGGCCAUUUCAAGACUAUGUGAAGACAAGUAUAAGGACCUGAGUCGAGCGGCAAUGAGACGAUCCUUCAGCGCUGACAACCUGAUAGGUAUACGACGCUCCAAUGCUGUGCUGUCAUAGGCCAGACUGCUGCCCUCUCAUUCCCAAAGCCCAGCUAACCCACAGCCAACCCUGCACAAAUGCAGCUGUCUCCCAGGUUCAACAUGGCCACGUCAGUCAGGAUUGAAAUGCUACUGUAAGACCGGCCCACACGGUAAUUUGCAUUACGGCUGCAGAGCUGCGUGAUCGUCAAAUUACACUUGAAAUUGAGGUGUUAACCCAAAACGUGACCACACAACUUUUGUUUUUACAAAUCCCCUAUUUAUUUUUUACUUGUUUCUUAUUUCCCAGAGAAAGUGUUCAGUAGGAAUUUCCUGCAGUUGUCUCUGAGGGGUAGUCUUUGUAUUGUCAUAAAAAUGUAACUUUCCCCCCUAAAUAUUUGAAUUAUUCCAAGUCUGGUGCUUUUCUAUAUUUUAGCUGUGGUCACAAAAUUCCAUGAAAAGACCAAAGCCAACGAUGUGUCCAUCUGUGGCAUUCAGCCCCAAGCCCACUGCUUUGUGCUGAAGGUAUAAAUAUAACGUCGCUCACAAAUAUAUAAUCCAAUAAUUAAAAACAAAACAGCUGCCAGGGUUUUUCAACCAUUAAAUCAAGAAAAGGAAAACGUGUGUCAGGGACUUUUUUAGUGGCGGAUUAAUACACAUUCGGUGCUCUGAGUGAUUUAUUACAGCAGCAGGAUGGUGUGCAUGUGGUUCAGUCAAAGUAAGCGACAUUGUGUUCAUGGUAAUGAAGGAAAAUUUCACCCACUGAAACAGUUUGGCUACCGUUGGGUAUCAUUGGGGCUUUUUCCUCAAUACCAAUGCGACAAACAAUACAUUUAACCCUCAGGUCCUGUUAAAAACGACUAUCAUCAAUUGUUAUUAUUAUUAACAAUAAAACAGACUGAGUUUUUGAACUAUAAGAAAAAAUGUCCAGAACCUUAGGAACUACAGUCCUUGCAAAGGAAGAAAGAAUGAUCUUUGCAGACGGGUUUGCCACAGCUGCAGCAUCUGGUUGUCACCCGUUUCUGCCUUUUGCCAGUGGUUGCUCGAGGGGGACAC
Messenger RNA from Epinephelus fuscoguttatus (brown-marbled grouper), 2858 nucleotides. It is a transcript of the gene ccnyl1, whose product is annotated as cyclin Y-like 1. Gene Ontology annotation, cellular component: plasma membrane. Gene Ontology annotation, molecular function: protein kinase binding; cyclin-dependent protein serine/threonine kinase activator activity. The transcript has 10 exons. Gene Ontology annotation, biological process: regulation of cyclin-dependent protein serine/threonine kinase activity; regulation of canonical Wnt signaling pathway. The record is from RefSeq and is a predicted model, not a curated record. NCBI's taxonomy places the organism in Eukaryota, Metazoa, Chordata, Actinopteri, Perciformes, Serranidae. The coding region runs from base 805 to 1842 and encodes 345 amino acids.